Jaculus jaculus (lesser Egyptian jerboa) is the source of this 2670-nucleotide messenger RNA. It is a transcript of the gene Tram1, whose product is annotated as translocation associated membrane protein 1. The transcript is spliced from 11 exons. Bases 78 to 1202 code for a protein of 374 amino acids. Gene Ontology annotation, biological process: protein insertion into ER membrane; SRP-dependent cotranslational protein targeting to membrane, translocation. Lineage: Eukaryota; Metazoa; Chordata; Mammalia; Rodentia; Dipodidae. Gene Ontology annotation, cellular component: endoplasmic reticulum membrane. The record is from RefSeq and is a predicted model, not a curated record.
GCGGGGCGGCGGUGAGCAGCUGGAGCGCGCGGAGCCGGGCGGAGGGAGCACCUGCAGGCACAGGCGGCGGCCCCACCAUGGCGAUUCGCAAGAAGAGCAACAAGAGCCCGCCCGUGCUGAGCCACGAAUUCAUCCUGCAGAAUCACGCGGACAUCGUCUCCUGCCUGGCCAUGGUCUUCCUGCUGGGGCUCAUGUUCGAGAUAACAGCAAAAGCUUCUAUCAUCUUUGUUACCCUUCAGUAUAAUGUUACCAUCCCUGCAGCAGAAGAACAAGCUACUGAAUCAGCGUCCCUUUAUUACUAUGGUAUCAAAGAUUUGGCUACCGUUUUCUUCUACAUGCUAGUGGCGAUAAUUAUUCAUGCCAUAAUUCAGGAGUAUGUGUUGGAUAAAAUUAACAGACGAAUGCACUUCUCGAAAACGAAGCACAGCAAGUUUAAUGAAUCUGGUCAGCUUAGUGCAUUCUACCUGUUCGCUUGUGUUUGGGGCACAUUCAUUCUAGUCUCUGAAAACUAUAUCUCAGAUCCAACAAUCUUAUGGAGGGCUUAUCCCCAUAACCUGAUGUCAUUUCAAAUGAAGUUUUUCUAUGUAUCACAGUUGGCGUACUGGCUUCACGCCUUCCCUGAGCUCUACUUCCAGAAAACCAAAAAAGAAGAUAUUCCGCGUCAGCUCGUCUACAUUGGUCUUUACCUCUUUCACAUUGCUGGAGCGUAUCUUUUGAACUUGAAUCAUCUGGGACUUGUUCUUCUGGUGCUGCAUUAUUUUGUUGAAUUUCUUUUCCACAUUUCUCGCCUGUUUUAUUUUAGUAAUGAGAAGUAUCAGAAAGGAUUUUCUCUGUGGGCAGUUCUCUUUGUUCUGGGAAGACUUCUGACCUUGAUUCUUUCAGUCCUUACUGUUGGCUUUGGUCUUGCAAGAGCAGAAAACCAGAAGCUGGAUUUCAGUACCGGGAACUUCAAUGUACUGGCUGUUAGAAUUGCUGUUCUGGCAUCCAUUUGCAUUACCCAAGCAUUCAUGAUGUGGAAGUUCAUUAACUUUCAGCUUCGUAGGUGGAGGGAACACUCUACCUUUCAGGCACCACCUGUGAAGAAGAAACCAGCAGUGACUAAAGGCAGACCUUCUAGGAAAGGAACAGAAAAUGGUGUGAAUGGAACAGUGACUGCAAAUGGAGCAGACUCUCCCCGUAAUAGGAAAGAGAAAUCUUCUUAAUGAAUUAUAAGCUAAUCGAUUAAUGUCCCCAAAGAAAUCUGCUUUCUACUCUAUCUUUCAGCACUAGAGAUUUUUCUGUUCUUGAAAAUACAGUUUGUGCUCUUUGAUUCUUGCUGUGGUACUGUUUCAUGCAUUUCUAAAGGGCAUUGAGGGGAGGGUGAUAACUACCAGUGAAAAUAUUUUAGCUUAGACUAAGCUACUUGCCUUGAAAAUAGCUUAAGGACCACCACAUACUUUAUUUUGCUUUUUAUCUUUGAACAUUUUUCUAAUGGUUUGGAGAGAAAACUUUACAAAAACCACACAUACCCAGUGAAAACUUUCUUGCUGUCACCAGUUUUUUAUAAUACUAGAGAGAUGACCUGUUCCAAUAGGUCAUAUUUUUUAAGUUAUCCUUCAGGGUAAAAUGAAAAUAUUAUAAAGUCAGAUGUCAAACUUUUAAUAUGUUCUCAGUGGUCUCUAAUUUUUUGGGAUUUUUGUAGCCUUUACACCUGGAAAAAAAAACAAACAAAGAUUUGUAAAAUUACCAAAAUAAUUGUGUGCUUUAUUUUGUAGGUAGUGGUUGUAAGUGUUAUAUCCCCAUUAUUGAAAAAAUAGUAGUUGAAAUAUGUGAAGAUUAGACCAUAUGUUAGAUCAGAAUGUCAUUGACAUAAGACUCCUUAGGAAAUAGUCUUUCCUGUGCAUUUUCAACACGUUAUGAACUGGCAAUCAGAAAAUGUUUACUGUGAAGAGGAAUAUCCAGCUUACAGAGCACUUCUGGUAUGUUUGUCAAUCACAGUUCUUAAUGAGGCUUGCUGGAAGUCUAAUAUGCAUAGCAUCUUAGAGAAAUAUUGUUUAACCUGAAAACCCUUUUAAAAAAUAAUGCCUACUUGAUUUAUAUCUAUUAAAAAGAUGUCAGGUAAUUAUAUUUGGAAAACUAAUGCACUAACCUUAAAGAAAUUGAAAAUUCAGGUGGAUAGUCUUAACACGAGACAGUACUUUAUGUUACAACUAUAGCUUUGGACCCAUCUUUAAUUGAGAAACAUUUAUCUGUAUAAAACAUAUUUUUGGAUAAAUAUAUAUAUAUAUAUUUGUAUCUACAGAAAGGCUCUACAAAGCAUUUGAGUAAAACACUUGGUUCCCUUUUCUAUGGUUAUCCUGAGAACCCUGUACAUGGUCUGUUCGCGUCUUCACAGCAUGCAGUGCUCCAUUUGAUGUCGUCUUGUUCCUCAUUUCUCACUCCUGUCACCAGCUCAUAAAUGUGUGUGCCAUUUUGCAUAUCAAAGUUGCAGGCUGUGGGUCUGAGGUUAAGUCACCAUGCUGCUAGCUGGUUCGCUUUCUCUUCCAGCUGUUUAUCUACUUCCUGGAAAAGUUGUAGCUCUCUGUAGCAUUAUGGGCUUUCCGUGGAACCAAAUUUUUGCCACUAAAAACCGGCAUUAUAUUGAACUAUACAUUGAGAAAAAUCAAUCAAAAUAAAAAAUUUUUACUUUCA